AUGGCACGUGAUUUAUGUUUAACCGUGUCAUUCACAACAUUUGUCAUGGAUUUACAAAACAUGGAUUUCUUAAGCAAAUUGGGACACAAUGUCGGCAAUGAAGACAUUGACGACACCGAUGAGGACGAGGACCAGUUGGACGACGAAUUGAAUGCCAUAUUAAGUGGCAAAACAUAUGUACCGAAGAAUAAACAGACGACCACUUCAUCGGCGGUCAACACUAAGCGCGUCAAACAAAUGGAUUCAAAACAGAUUAAAAGUCACAACACAUCCAACACUCGCCACAAAUCCUCUCAAAACACCAAUCAAUUGAUCGGUGCCAACGGUUCCAACGAUUUACUAAAUAUUGACAAAUUGGGAAUUAUUGAAGACUUUGAUGACAACGACUCAGACAUCGAUGAAAAUGACGAACAAUUUUUGUCGGAAAUUAAUUCCAUUGUUUCGGAGGACACGUCUUCGGCAAAGAAUAAAUCGCCGAAUAAAAUAUCAAAAAAUGAUUUCUGCUUUCAGUCGGAAAUUAAUUCCAUUGUUUCGGAGGACACGUCUUCGGCAAAGAAUAAAUCGCCGAAUAAAAGUGAAUAUAAAACUCGACAACCAAUCGAUUCCCGAAUACCAGAAAUAAAUACUAUACGAAUGCAGACAUCAAUUAAUCCACAAAUAGUGGACAAAACACCCAAAAAUUAUCCGACAAAUAGUAUCGAAAGUGGUCCAAAAACUGAAGCGAUUCAAAGUGUGAUGAGUGCAGACAUCGCUUCCAACCAAUCGAAACAAACUGGCGAUAAAAAUACUGUUUUGAAAUUAAAUACACUGAAAGAUGAAUACAAAAGGGCUGCUCUCGUGGCCAAAAAGGCAGGACAAGCGACCACUGCUUUAUCGCACAUUAAAACAGCAAAGCAAAUCGAAGUUCUAAUUAAUGCUGUAGAAGAAGGAAAAGCCGUUGAUUUGUCUCAUUUGCCGCCUCCGCCCACAGCCCUCCCAUCGCCGACCCCUUCAACUGGCACUUCAACCGCUGCUCAAACUCCCAAACAAUUAGGUUCUGAUGAAACAAAAGCUAACGAAGAAACUGAUUUCGAAACUGCUGUCAAUAACGUUGAGUUGACUACAGAAGACGCUAAGAAAUUCUUCAACGCUCCGCCGCCGCCCAACACUGUUAUGGAAGCGUUGGAACAAAGAUUAGCCAAAUUUAAAUCCACAUUAAGUCAGGCCAACGAAGAAAAUAAUGGCAGUAAAUCUCGACGUUUGGGAAGAAUUGUUAAACAAUACGAAAAUGCAAUCAAAGACUUCAAAAAAGGAAAAGUUAUAGACUUUGAAGAGUUGCCCACUCCUCCAGGUAUACAUCCA
Messenger RNA from Medioppia subpectinata, 1341 nucleotides. The record is from the annotation of a GenBank genome assembly. NCBI's taxonomy places the organism in Eukaryota, Metazoa, Arthropoda, Arachnida, Sarcoptiformes, Oppiidae.